This is a messenger RNA of Bombyx mori (domestic silkworm), 3703 nucleotides long. Its product is annotated as FAD synthase. Lineage: Eukaryota; Metazoa; Arthropoda; Insecta; Lepidoptera; Bombycidae. Gene Ontology annotation, biological process: FAD biosynthetic process. Gene Ontology annotation, molecular function: FMN adenylyltransferase activity. The record is from RefSeq and is a predicted model, not a curated record. The coding region runs from base 270 to 1049 and encodes 259 amino acids. The transcript is spliced from 6 exons.
AAUGUCAAAAUCACAAACUGUCAACUUGACAAAAGAUAAUAUUUUGGCUGUAAUACUUAAAAAUUACUUUCACCACAAAAGUUAAAUAAUAAAAAAAGGAUUUCGGACUUAAAAUUUGUACAAAACAGUGAAAUCGUUAAAUAAAAAUUGUCUCAGUGAGUUGUGCACCAGAGGAGAACCGUAUCUAAUCUGAUCAUAGUUUCAGUGGCCGGAUCCGUUGUUGGCGGGUCUUGGUGGAACCAACACCGUAGUUUAAAGCAAACACUGACAUGCAACCGACGUGCGGAGGCAUGGACGAGCUACCUGACGUUACUGAUGUCCUGAAGGAAGCCGAGCAGGUAAUUAGGCAAUGCUUCCAAACGUACGCAUUGGACGAGGUAUUCUUAUGUUUCAACGGCGGAAAAGACUGCACAGUAUUAUUAGACAUCACAAUAAACGUACUUAAAGAUAUUUACAAGAGCUGCGACAUAGGGAAGAACCUUAAAGUCGUCUACAUAAGGACAAAGGGACCGUUUGUCGAAAUCGAGAAAUUCGUUCAAGAGAUUAAAAUGUAUUAUGGUCUGACGUUAAAAGUAACCGAAGGCGAAAUGAAGGAGACGUUACAGAGGCUAUUAGAGAAGGACGGAAUAUUGAAGGCCGGCUUGAUGGGAACGAGACGGAGCGAUCCUUACAGCGAGAAUUUGCAAUUUGUUCAGAAAACGGAUGCGAAUUGGCCUCAGAUAAUGAGAAUAUCUCCGCUAUUGAACUGGUUUUAUCACCACAUAUGGAGCUACAUAUUGCAACGACAAGUGCCGUACUGCAGUCUCUACGAUAAAGGGUACACGUCGAUAGGAAGCACAACGAACACGUGGCCGAAUCCAGCCUUAGCCCACAAGGACUGCUUCGGUUGCGUCACCUACCACCCCGCCUGGAGAUUAUCCGACGCGUCCUUAGAGAGAGCCGGUCGAGGAAGUUCAGUGAAGGCACCCGUCAAUGGAAACGGUACAUAUCACAAUCAUAGUUUGACGUCAACCAUCAAUCCUUGUAUACGCAACGGUGAUGUUCUUUGAAUUUCGAAUUUUAUUAUUUUACGGGUAGUUCGAAAAUAGUUUUAGGUUUUAUGCAGCUGUCUCUGGAAUGCUAGGGUAAAUAUAAUAUAUAGUAUGGUAUCGAUAAUUUUGUUCCUGCUAAUCUAAUUUAUUUAUACAGGUAACUUUCCUAUUACACGGUAUUUUACAACACGGUUCCACUAUAACACGAAAAGAAAAAUUCUCCAAAACAAUCUUAUAACACAAUACUUCUACAACUCGAUAACGAAAAUUUUGUUUAAAAUUAUGUAUAUAGACAAUUAAAUUAUACACUAGGAACACACAAUAUAUAUAAUAACUGAAAUUUUGCUGCUUAUUUUUUAUGUGUAAUAGGUAAAAAAAUACGUACAGGCAUAGUUGAGAUGUUUCGUUCAGAAAAAUUACUCGUCUUUUUGUACUGGCUUCUGGUCUCAUAUAACGCGGUUUCACACAACGCGGGGCUUUGUAGGGACGUAUCUACCGUGUUAUAAGAAGGUUACCUGUAUUGUCGAUACCCUAAUUAAAGUUUGAGAUGUUCAAUUUUUUUUUUUUUUUUUUUUUUAUUGCCCUUGUAGGCAGACGAGCAUACGGCCCACCUGAUGGUGAGUGGUUACCGUUGCCCAUGGACUUCAGCAAUGCCAGGGGCAGAGCCAAGCCGCUGCCUACAACCAGACCAGACCAUGUUAUUUGAGGCAGUCGUUUUUAUUUUUAUUUAUUUAUUUACUUACGGGUUUUAUUCUAUUAGAGGAUAGGGUUAUUACUACAUCGUCGAGAUCAUUCGUUAAAAAAAUUCGAUACAAUUGCAAAUUUAAAAAAACGCAAUGUAUAAUAAAACACAAAACAAUAUUGUUUUCUACAUAAGGCCACUCAGGUUGGUCAAACAAUUAUAUAGAUAAACUAUAUAAAUUGAGAAACUAAUAAAAAAUCUAGACAUCACAUCAAUUACCUCAUACAAUCUCUACAUUUUUAUUAUAAUGAAACUAAAUUAUUCCAUUCGUUUCAAUUUCAACUUUCUAAUUGAAAAUAAGUGGAUAUUAAAAAAAUAUUAUUGUUCUCAUGACAUUUUUAUACGAAUCUAAUUAAUAAGUACUUAAUGCAAUAGAUUUGUACUUACAUCGCAAUAUAUGAAUGUACAACUUCAAUAUUGUUUAAAAAAAUUACUUACAUAUAAAGUUAAAUACAUUCAUUUUAGAAAUUACAAAAACAAUAUAAAACCAAAGUAAGAAUAAAUUCUUAAAACUUUAUUCUUCAUUUUUAUAAUCCUUGUCAGGACGUUAGGGCAAUAUUAUAAAAUUACAGUUGUAUUGGCAUCGGCCUUGAUAAGUGUGUAGGUUUUUUAACCAAACGUCUUAAAAUUACUUAUAAAAAAGUUACUUAAAAUGAUUUUGAUUGAUUCCAUUUCACAUAUAGAUAUAGUUCAAGUUAAUAAAAGCUUAUUAAAAACGCUUUGCAACGAAUAGCUAAAGGAUUUUUUUACGAAAUGACUUUUGCAUACUUUUUAAGACCAUCUAAUCCAAUCAAUCAAUCUAAAUCAAUAAAAUCCAUUCUAAGAACAUUCUGCCAUCGGUACAGUUAAAGAGUAGGAUAACAGUUUGUUGUACAAAUGACACUGACCAUAUCUAUGUCAAAGAGGGAGAGGUAAAUCAGGUUAUAAUGGCUAUGGGUUCCAGUAUCCACAUAACAACAGAAAUAUCGUUUUAAGUGUCAUCAAAAUUGGGGUUCCUUUUUAAAAAAAGAUACCCGUGUGUAAUGUGCUCAUUCUUUGGUUUAAUUUGUUAUUUCGGAUACUCUUAAUGGGAGUUUUAUUAUUGUCAAAUUAAAAUCUAUUGUUAAAUUCCGAUUACACGCCCAAACUGAUUCAAUAUUUAAUAAUUUAUAGUUUUUUUAAAUAUCGUUAAUUGAACAAUGUCGGACAAGCCUCUUACAAAGAAAUGGCAUCAAUAAAACGUAUUGUGUGAUUUUAUCUUGAAGCUUUACUUUAAAUUUUUAGAUAAAUUAUUAAAAAUAAAAUAUUAAUUUCGAAACAAUCAAAAAUUAAAUUAUUCAAAUCAUCAUGGAUAUUGUCUGCUCAACAUCGAAACAUUAGUUUGUAUUUAUUUAACUUUAGAAAUCUCUACUAGAUUAGUUUAGAAAUAUCUUACAAGAAUCACUUUAAGUCGCGUUAUAAUAUUGUUAUUAUUUAAUGUAUGUACGUAAAUGUCAAUAAAGUGUAAUCGCAUUAAAAUAUUAUGAUUUAUAGUAAAUUUACAAGAACAAACAUCUUAACAACAAUACAUUUUAAAAUUACGGAAAAAAAUAUUUUGUUACGGAAGUGACUUUGUUAUUGUCUUGACAAUAACGUACUAAGUACGAAUUGAAAUUAGUUUAUAAAGAUAUUAUUUUAACGACGCAUUCGUUGGUUUUGAACGACGUGCGAUAAAGAAAUUAAUUUGGUUGUCAAUUUUCCUAAUGUCAUGGAAAAUAAAUUACAGAAUAAAUAAAACAUCCAUCCGUGUGAAAAUAUAUCUUGUUUUAUUUUAAUGUUCGUAAACCUAAUAUUUCCAUUUUUAUUUUAUGUUUAAAGAAUAGCGAUAAAGAAAUUAAUUUAGUUGUCAAUUUUCCUAAUGUCAUGGAAAAUAAAUUACAGAAUAAAUAAAACAUCCAUCCGUGUGAAAAUA